AUGCACAUCGGAUAUUUCACAGAGCGGCCUUACCAGGACCCGGAUUCCGGGUACUUCGGCGCCACCGGCAAGCCCAUCAUGGACUUGACCGUCAGUAACGAGAUAUAUGACCCGAAGCUGGGUGCCGAGCUGUACAACCGCUAUCUGGACGAGAAGAUCUACGCGGAAGAGAUGGGCUUCGACGGCCUGAUGCUCAACGAACAUCACGGCACGCCCUUCUGCAUGGGCGGUGCCAUGAAUGUGGAGGCGUCGAUCCUUGCCCGCAUUACCAAACGGGCCAAGAUCGUGCUGCUGGGCAACAUCAUUCCCAUCUGGGACGACCCUCUGUGGCUGGUAGAGCAGUUGUCGAUGAUCGACAUGAUCUCCCGCGGACGGCUGGUCUCCGGCUGGGUCCGGGGUACCGGGCGCGAGAGCGUAGCGCAUAACGCGCCGCCGCCAUACAACUGGGAACGCUUCCAGGAGGCCCACGAGUUCAUCGUCAAGGCCUGGACCACCCCCGGCCCGUUCCGCUGGGAGGGCAAACACUACCAGUACCGGCACGUUAACCCGUGGGCGCGGCCCUUCCAGAAGCCCCACCCGCAGGUCUGGUUGCCCGGUGUCAUCAGCCGGGACUCGCUGAUGUGGGCCGCUGAAAAGCGGAUCCCCUACAUCAUGCUGUCCACUGAGCUAGAGCCGACCAAGGCCGCGUUCCAGUUGUACCAUGACACUGCCGCCGAGUUGGGAUACCAGUCUGGCCCGCAGAACCUCGGGUACCUGUGGAAGGUCCACGUCGACGAGACCGAGGAACUGGCCGAGCAGGCCGGGCGCAAGUUCGUGCAGGGUCCGAGCAACCCCUUCCUGGCGGGCAACGAAGGCACGACCAACCCGGCGCUGGUCAACCUGCCCGGCCUCACCUCCCGCCGACGCGUUCUGCCGACACAGGGCAGCGCCACUGCGGCCCGCGGCGGCCCCGCCGGCCCAGCGGGCGUCUUGGGCCGCGCAUAUGAGCAGCAGAUCGCCGACUACACCAUCAUCUGCGGCACGCCGAAGACGGUCAUUCCCAAGAUCCGCCACGUGCUGGAGUUCCUGCGUCCCGGCAGCGUCUUCUUCUGGGACGGCGAUGGCGCCAUGACCCACGACGACGCCAUGCGCAGCCUGCGCCUGAUGGGCGAGGAAGUGAUCCCGGCAGUCAAGGAGAUCGCCAAGGAACUGGAGCUUCCCAGCUCCUUCGAGGUCAACCCGUCCACUGGCAAGCCCUACCCGGAGGAGUCCGACGUGGCGGCCACCGCCAGCGCCGAGGGCGGUCACAACGCCGAUUAG
This is a messenger RNA of Geodia barretti, 1299 nucleotides long. Lineage: Eukaryota; Metazoa; Porifera; Demospongiae; Tetractinellida; Geodiidae. The record is from the annotation of a GenBank genome assembly.